This is a messenger RNA of Acomys russatus (golden spiny mouse), 1570 nucleotides long. RefSeq names its product orthodenticle homeobox 1 (gene Otx1). Gene Ontology annotation, biological process: regulation of transcription by RNA polymerase II; multicellular organism development. Gene Ontology annotation, cellular component: nucleus. The transcript has 5 exons. Gene Ontology annotation, molecular function: DNA-binding transcription factor activity, RNA polymerase II-specific; RNA polymerase II cis-regulatory region sequence-specific DNA binding. Bases 323 to 1390 code for a protein of 355 amino acids. The record is from RefSeq and is a predicted model, not a curated record. NCBI's taxonomy places the organism in Eukaryota, Metazoa, Chordata, Mammalia, Rodentia, Muridae.
GUCCCCUAUUGGCGGCCUAGCCCCGUUACGCACUUGCCUCGCGUUCACAUACCCGGGGAGGGCAGUAGAAAGGUGAUCAAUCUUCAUCAGGCUACAUUUCCAAUCACCUAAACACCCGAGCACGACAAGCCACGCCGACAAGGUUGGCUGCCUGGCGGGUCUUGGUGAGGGCGCGAGGUAGAUGGUGAACAGCCCCGGCAGCGGAGGGCAGGCCAGGCCCCCAGAAGCAACAGCUUGAAGGACUUCUUCGCAGUGGGAGCCUGAACUGCUCCUGGCCUCAGGCCCCCUGGAUCCGUCCGAGCGCCUCCACCCGGCUGUUAGCAUGAUGUCUUACCUCAAACAACCCCCGUACGGCAUGAACGGGCUGGGCCUAGCUGGCCCUGCCAUGGAUCUUCUGCACCCCUCCGUGGGCUACCCUGCCACCCCGCGGAAACAGCGACGGGAGCGCACCACCUUCACGCGUUCACAGCUGGACGUGCUCGAGGCGCUGUUCGCAAAGACUCGAUACCCAGACAUCUUCAUGCGCGAGGAAGUGGCUCUCAAGAUUAACCUGCCGGAGUCCAGAGUCCAGGUUUGGUUCAAGAACCGCCGCGCUAAGUGCCGCCAGCAGCAGCAGAGCGGGAACGGAACGAAAAGCCGGCCGGUCAAGAAGAAGUCGUCUCCAGUGCGCGAGAGCUCCGGCUCAGAGAGCAGUGGCCAGUUCACGCCGCCCGCGGUAUCUAGCUCUGCCUCUUCGUCCAGUUCAGCGUCCAGUGCCUCCGCCAACCCCGCGGCUGCUGCGGCCGCGGGCUUGAGUGGGAACCCAGUGGCAGCCGCAUCCUCUCUGAGUACGCCUACUGCUUCGUCCAUCUGGAGCCCGGCCUCCAUCUCUCCCGGCUCAGCGCCGGCAUCUGUAUCAGUGCCAGAGCCCCUGGGCGCGCCGAGCAACGCGUCGUGUAUGCAGCGCUCCGUAGCUGCAGGUGCUGCCACCGCAGCGGCCUCCUACCCCAUGUCCUAUGGCCAGGGCGGAAGCUACGGCCAGGGCUACCCCACGCCCUCCUCUUCUUACUUUGGCGGUGUAGACUGCAGCUCCUACCUAGCGCCCAUGCACUCUCAUCACCACCCGCACCAGCUUAGCCCCAUGGCACCCUCCUCCAUGGCUGGUCACCACCACCACCACCCACACGCACACCACCCAUUGAGCCAAUCUUCGGGCCACCACCACCACCACCAUCACCAUCACCACCACCAAGGUUACGGAGGCUCUGGGCUCGCCUUCAACUCUGCCGACUGCUUGGAUUACAAGGAGCCUGCCGCUGCCGCUGCUUCCUCUGCCUGGAAACUCAACUUCAACUCUCCCGACUGUCUGGACUAUAAGGACCAAGCCUCGUGGCGGUUCCAAGUCUUGUGAGUCCAGGAGUGAGAGGAAGUGGAGAAGAAACGCAACUACCUGCGCCCUCCGUGGUCCCCACCCUGUUGCUGCUGCUGCACCGCUCGCCUUUGCCUUGGCUUUUCCAAAACUGAAUUUUCAUUCCCCCAGAAGAUGUUCAUUGCUUGCACUGCCGCUCCCAGCGAAGGGUGCAGACCCUUC